Messenger RNA from Ipomoea nil (Japanese morning glory), 691 nucleotides. RefSeq lists its product as uncharacterized. The record is from RefSeq and is a predicted model, not a curated record. NCBI's taxonomy places the organism in Eukaryota, Viridiplantae, Streptophyta, Magnoliopsida, Solanales, Convolvulaceae. Bases 266 to 691 code for a protein of 141 amino acids. The transcript has 6 exons.
UUUUUUGGCUUUUCUUCCUUGCUCUCUUUUGGCUGGAUGUCUGUCUGUCUGUCUGUCUGUCUGGUUUUCUUCCCUGCAUUAAAUAAACCUGUGACUUCACAACUUCUUUAACAAACAAAGAGAGCAGUUGGAAACCUUGCAUCUCCCUGCAGUCGUUACACUUGUGCUUCAUAUAUCAUCAUCAGCAAAAUCUUGAAUCUCCAGAAGCCAUAGGAUCAUAGGACCAUCAAGAUUUCUCUGCGGGCAUAUUUAGAAUCUGAAAAAGAUGAAGAAUGCUAUUCUGCCACAAGUUUCAUCCCAGAUUUACAGUUUUGGCUGCAGUGAGGCUGCAGGUUUCUCCGAUAUCCCUUCACAGAUAGAAAGCGAAUUAAACGUCUUCAGUGGCGACGGCUUCUGUAUCGAUUCAAACUUGUAUACUAAUCAAGACAACCUUGGAGGGGUGCUGGCUUUCUGUUCUGAAUCACAAAUCAUCUAUCAGUCUGAACCUCCCUCGUCAAUGGGUGCGAAAAGACUAGGAUGCCCUCUCGGUUUUGAUCCCGCUUAUGGAAAUGUUUCUCGAGAGGGGCUGUUUCAUGGCAAGAAGACAAGAAAGCGUUCUUCGCCCGACAGUGCUGAGUCUGUAGCAGAAAGGGCUGAGGAAACCACUCCUCGGAUUCGAAGGGGAAGAAAUGUUCAGAAGUUUACUAACUGA